AUGGAUUGUGACAAAGAAGGUGGUAGUAGCAUGAUGGACAAGGAAUUCGAUACGAAACUUACUACCAACAAUGCUACAGUGGAUAACGUAUUGCUAGCCUUGAAACCUUUAGGAUGGUACCAAAGAAUCAGUAUUCUCUGUAUAUUUGUCGGCUUCCUACAGAUGGCGCACACAGUUCUUAUUCACGUUUUCAUUGGUUACACUCCGGAUUUCCAGUGUCGGAACGCGAGUAAACCUUGGACCGAGUAUGGAAUCAAUCUACCCAACAAUUCAUAUAGCGUGGAGUACGGUCAGUGUCACGUAACGAUAAAAGAAAAUAACACAGAUGGACAUCAGACGGAAUUGGCUUGUCCGAACGGGUACCACUUCAGCUCACAACAAAUUCGCUCAACUAUUAUAACUGAGUGGGACAUGGUGUGUGAUCGGCAGGGCUUGGGUGAAUUAAGUCAGACCCUUGUCAUGGUUGGACAGAUUGUAGGGGCAAUAUUUCUGUCUCCACUUCCGGACAGAUACGGCCGGAAACCCGUCAUGGUAGUCGGACAGGUUCUAGCCUUUGCCUUGGGCGUGUCAGCGUCGUUCAGCCCAACGUACGCGGUCUUCUGCGUGCUCCGUUUUCUUGUCGGCGUUGUUAUACAGGACCAUAGACGAAUCCCUGAGGUGGCUGGUGGCCAACAACAGAAGAAGAGACGCCAUGGCAUUAGUACGGAAAGUCGCAAGGCACCAAAACGAAGUGAUCUGUUGGCAAACGACAAACGGAAUGGGCAAUCUGAAAUUCCUAAACAACCGAAAAGCGAAGACAAAGCAAUCCAAGAUACCUACCAAAGACCUCAUAUCCAACAAUCUACACCAGAAAGUGAGGAUUUACUGACAACGAAAGACCGAACGGGUGAAUCUAAACCUGAACAUAUUACUUACUUGGAUAUGUUCAGAAAUAGGAAACUGCUCCGCAAUACAUUAGUGCUGAGUCUAUGUUGGUUUUCAUCUGGUUUUGGCUACAUGGGAUUGUUCCUGGUUCCAUCAUCAUUCACUAAAAACAUCUAUAUCAACUAUUUCAUCAACUCCAUCGUCGAGUUCCCGGGACUCUUCAUCCUGCUUUUAUUAAUCAACAGAGUUGGUCGCAGGUGGCUGACGAUGUCAUACUUUGGCCUGGCCGGCGUGGCGAUAGUAGCAGCGGUCAGCAUUUUACUCCUUACAUCAAGAAGUAACGAGACGACCAAUGUGAUCGGAGCAGUGACGAUCUACGUAGGAAAGUUCUCCAUCUCUGGUGUGGUGGCCAUGUUGUAUAUAUAUACACCAGAACUCUACCCAACCAACGUCAGAAAUAUAGGUUACGGUAUAACUGGUUGUGCAGGUAGACUCGGUGCAAUGGCGGCGCCCUUUCUAACAGUGUUGGCAUCACUGGCAGAGUGGGCCCCGGGAGCUGCCUUAAGUACCACUUUUAUUCUGGCCUUGUGUUCUCUACUGCUCCUACCAGAGACCAAGGGGAAAGAGUUACCACAGACUUUACACGAAUUUGUAUUAUGGGAGGAAGAGGACAACAAUUCAAAGCAGUAUAAAGCAUGUUCAUGUAUACAUGUACAAUGAUGGCAUUAGGUUGUUAACUCCGUUCAAUUUCCUAUUAAUAACUUGUUAUGCUAAAUCUAAUGAACAAUUAGUCCCAUCCUUGCCUGUUUCAGGGAUUAUACUCCACAAAAACAGAAAUAUUCUUAAUUGUUAUUAAAAUGGUAUUGUUUCCUUUAAAUAUUUAUCUUACAGAAGCUGAUACUGCAUUUAUCAAACAUCCUUUGAAGUGUUGAUAAGAGGCCCAUAGACCAUAACCGUCAUCUGAGUUCAGAUAUAUUUCAAUUUGAUCCAUUGCCUUGCCUAUCAGCCCCUUGGGAUCAGUCUGGGCCAACACGUCAUGUAGUCGCAUAUACAUGUAUAUCCUAACACCCUGUUCACAAUGCACCAGCCUGAACAUUUAUUUAUAUGAAUGUAAUCAUUUUGUUGCACUCAAAUUUUGGUGCAUAACCAAUAUAAGCAGGUGUAGCUACAAUACUAUUUAGCUGUAGAAAACAUUAUACAGAAAUUACCGCACCCAUAUCCGAGCAAUUUUUUCGCAAUGCAAAUAUCAUUAAUAUGUGUACAGUAUGUUUAUAGAAUACAACACGAUCACACUUUUUGACCUUUGUGACCUUUUUGAUCUUGAGUGUGACAAAUAGAAAAUCGUAAUUUCCGAUCAUGUAAAAAUUUUCAGAAAUGAAAAUAGUAUUUGCAUUGUUUUGAGAGGUCACCUAUUCGUUGAUAAAACAUAUUAAUUCCUUUGCCACCCCACAUUUUAAUAAAGUGUGUUUAAAAUGUAUUGUUUGUGAUGAUUAGUAGAUGUGAGUGUGUGUAUGGGGUGUUUUGUGUUAACUUAUUUUUGUAACUUUAUGAAUCAUGAAAUAUGUAUUAAAAUUUAUAUUACAAGCAAACAUUA
Pecten maximus is the source of this 2458-nucleotide messenger RNA. Its product is annotated as solute carrier family 22 member 8-like. The record is from RefSeq and is a predicted model, not a curated record. Gene Ontology annotation, molecular function: transmembrane transporter activity. The transcript is spliced from 10 exons. Bases 1 to 1584 code for a protein of 527 amino acids. Lineage: Eukaryota; Metazoa; Mollusca; Bivalvia; Pectinida; Pectinidae. Gene Ontology annotation, biological process: transmembrane transport. Gene Ontology annotation, cellular component: membrane.